Eubalaena glacialis (North Atlantic right whale) is the source of this 2619-nucleotide messenger RNA. It is a transcript of the gene CDHR3, whose product is annotated as cadherin related family member 3. The coding region runs from base 1 to 2619 and encodes 872 amino acids. The record is from RefSeq and is a predicted model, not a curated record. The transcript has 18 exons. Gene Ontology annotation, molecular function: calcium ion binding. NCBI's taxonomy places the organism in Eukaryota, Metazoa, Chordata, Mammalia, Artiodactyla, Balaenidae. Gene Ontology annotation, cellular component: membrane. Gene Ontology annotation, biological process: homophilic cell-cell adhesion.
AUGCAGGAGGCCGUCCCCUUCCUGCUUCUCCUGGGCGCCCUGUCAGUGGGACAUGCACUACACCUAAUCCACUUACCUGCUACAAGCCACGUGGCAGAGAAUUCUCCACCUGAGACUUCAGUGCACAAGUUUUCUGUGAAAUUAUCAGCAUCACUGUCACCUGUGAUCCCAGGGUUCCCCCUAAUCAACUCAAGUCCCCUCACUGAGGCCUUCAGGGUGAACUGGCUGUCAGACACUGACUUUGAGGUUGUCACCACCGGGAAGGAACAACUAGAUUUUGAAACAGGACCGCACAUAUUUGAUUUGCAGAUUUGUGUGAAGGAUGACGUGGGUGUCACUGACCUGCAGGUCCUGACGGUCCAGGUAACGGAUGUGAAUGAGCCGCCUGAGUUUCAAGGCAACUUGGCAAAAGGUCUAGACCUCUACAUAGUGGAAGGAGCAAAGCCUGGAUUCGUUUACCAGGUGGAGGCCUUCGAUCCAGAAGACACAAGUCAAAACACACCCCUCAGUUAUUUCCUGAUUUCCCCUUCAAAGAGUUUCAGAAUGUCUGCUAAUGGGACCCUCUUCUCCACAACAGAAUUUGACUUUGAAGCAGGACACAGCAGUUACCAUCUCAUCGUGGAAGUGAGAGAUAGCCAAGGGCUCAGAGCCUCCAUGGAGCUGCAGGUGAACAUCGUGAACAUCAAUGACGAGAUCCCUCGCUUUACCAGCCCAACGCACGUGUACACGAUUCCCGAGGAGCUGGGUCCAGGAGCAAUUGUGGCCAAUAUCACAGCUGAGGACCCUGAUGAUAAAGGUUUCACCAGCUUCCUCUUCUACAGCAUCACUACUGUCAACAGCUAUUUCAUGAUCAAUCAGUUGACUGGGACCAUCCAAGUUGUGCGCAGGAUAGACCGAGAUGCAGGUGAAUUAAGACAAAAUCCCGCCAUAUCUCUGGAGGUUCUGGUGAAGGAUAGACCCUUUGGGGGUCAGGAGAAUCGCAAGCAGAUAACCUUCAUUGUGGAAGACAUUAAUGACAACCCCUCGACAUGCACCAAGUUCACCUUCAGCAUUAUGGUGCCUGAGAGAGCAGCCAAGGGGACGUUGCUUCUGGACCUGAACAAGUUCUGCUUUGAUGAUGACAGUGAAGCACCAAACAACCAAUUCAACUUCACCACGCCAUCUGGAGUGGGCAGCAGCAGCAGAUUUUUGCAGGAUCCAGCUGGCUCUGGGAAAAUCGUGUUGAUUGGUGAUCUAGAUUAUGAAAAUCCAAGUAAUCUAGCAGCCGGCAAUAAAUACACUGUGAUAAUCCAGGUGCAGGAUGUUGCCUCUCCUUACUAUAAAAAUAAUAUCUACAUUUAUAUCCUAACAAGCCCAGAAAAUGAGUUUCCUCUUGUCUUUGAUAGCCCAUCCUACGUAUUUGCCGUGUCGGAAUUAAGCCCACCUAGAACCCGGGUUGGAUGGAUGCAAGCGACAGAUAAAGACUUCCCCCAGAGAGGCAUCGUGUACUCCAUCUCCACCGGAGGGGCCAGCCAGCACCACCCAAACAUAUUUUGGAUUAAUCCCCAAACGGGAGAACUCCAGCUGGUGACUAAAGCGGACUACGAGACAACGCCCAUCUAUAUUCUCAGAAUCCAGGCCACCAACAGCGAGGACAGCAGCUCAGUCACUGUUACUGUGAACAUCAUUGAAGAAAAUGAUGAAAAACCAAUCUGUAUCCCAAACUCGUACUUCCUGGCCAUCCCAGUGGAUCUGAAAGUUGGCACAAAUAUUUACAAUUUCAAGCUCACGUGUACUGACCUUGAUUCCAGCCCCAGGUCUUUUCGUUACUCCAUUGGCCCAGGCAACAUCAACAGUCAUUUCACCUUCUCUCCCAACGCCGGGUCCAAUGUUACAAGCCUGAUCCUGGCGACUCGCUUUGACUAUGCUAGUGGGCUUGAUCAGAUCUGGAACUACAAACUACUUGUCUACAUAACUGAUGACAACUUGCUGUCCGACAGGAAGAGAGCUGGAGCUCUUGUUGAAACAGGCACAGUGACGCUGAGUAUUAGAGUCAUUCCUCACCCAACCACGAUUGUCACCACAACCCCCAGGCCCAGGAUCACCUACUGGAUCCUGAGGAAGAACGUGUAUUCUCCAUCGGCCUGGUAUGUGCCUUUUGUCAUCACUUUGGGCUCCAUGUUGCUUCUGGGUCUCCUGGUGUCCCUGAUCGUCCUGUUGGCCAAAGCCAUCCACAGACACUGUCUCUGCAAAACUGGGAAGCACAAGAAACCUCUGGUGAAGAAAGAAACAAUCCAGAUGAACACUGUCUUUGAUGGAGAAGCCGCAGACCCAGUUACUGGGGCAAUAUAUGAAUUCAACACAAAAACUGGAGCCAGAAAGUGGAAAGAUCCCUUAAUCCAAAUGCCAAAAUGGAAGGAGUCCAGCCCUCAGGGAGCUGCUCCAAGAAGACCUGUCACUGGGGAAGGGACCGGGCCACCAAGGAGCACCCACAAGGAAGGAGAUGGGCUGAGCGACAAAGCACAGGCCAAGAAUACAGGCCCGUGGUCCAGGAACCAGGACGGCAAGCCAAGCACCCCAAAGAACAGAAACUCAGCCCUUACGCGUGGGGGGUCCCCCAAACCGCACCCAGAAAAGUGA